This is a messenger RNA of Agrilus planipennis (emerald ash borer), 3818 nucleotides long. It is a transcript of the gene TBCD, whose product is annotated as tubulin-specific chaperone D. The record is from RefSeq and is a predicted model, not a curated record. Gene Ontology annotation, molecular function: beta-tubulin binding; GTPase activator activity. The transcript is spliced from 13 exons. NCBI's taxonomy places the organism in Eukaryota, Metazoa, Arthropoda, Insecta, Coleoptera, Buprestidae. The coding region runs from base 59 to 3598 and encodes 1179 amino acids. Gene Ontology annotation, cellular component: lateral plasma membrane. Gene Ontology annotation, biological process: adherens junction assembly; post-chaperonin tubulin folding pathway; microtubule cytoskeleton organization.
UCUAACCUGCUCUAACCUCGCUUUUUGACUACUUUUUUGGUGCAAAUAAACUUGUGAAAUGUCAACUGAUGUAGAAAAAUCUGAUGAAAAUCAAAAAGAUGAAGAGCCUUUUGGUUUGGGGUGCGCUUUGGAGUUGUUUUCCGAAUCGGUGGAAGUAAUGAACAUGAUUGAUUCAAUUAAAAGUGUUGUGUCAGCCCCAAUAUCUGUGUUUGAAAGAGCAUACGAACGGUUUGUGUACAUUCUUACUCAGUAUCAAGAACAACCACAUCUUUUAGAUUCUCAUCUCGAAGUUUUAUUAGAGAAAUGUAUUGCUUUAAUAAGAGACCAAUCUAACCCACCUGAAUUAAAACAUGCCGUGUUUAAAUACAUGCAUGUUAUUAUUAGUGUUAGAGGUUACAAAGACGUUGUUAAACGUUUACCACAUGAGGUUGCUGAUUUUGAACCUGUUCUCCAAAUGCUUGAACAGCAGGACCCAUCUGAUUCAGAUACUUGGUUUACAAGAUACGUUCUUCUGUUGUGGCUCUCAAUAAUUGUUAUGAUUCCAUUUCAUAUGUCUCGUUUAGAUGGAUUUACUAACUCAAAUGAUAAUAAAAAGACUGUUAUGCAGAGGGUGUUUGAAGUGUGCAAAGUAUACAUUGUUGUGCCUGAUAAAUGUAGAGAUGCUGCAGCAUAUUUAAGUGCCAGGUUUUUAACAAGAUCUGAUACUAAAGAACAUUAUUUGAAAUCGUACUUCAAUUGGACUUAUGAGAUAAGUACCAAUCCUGAAAGCUCCGUUUUUGUGAAAUCUGGGUGUUUAGCAUCAAUAGCUAUGAUUUUAAAGUAUGGCAAACGAGAAGAUUUGGUUGCUCAUGUUGGUAAUUUAUUGCAGUGGAUAAUUUCUGCCAAUUUUAAAAAUGACCCUGGUACUAACAUUCAGAAGUUAGUCUACAAAAACAUUCAGAGAAUAGGUUUAACAUUUUUACCUGUGAGGAUUGCUUCAUGGAGAUAUCAACGUGGCAAUCGGUCAUUGGCAUCUAAUCUAAGUGCAGGUGAUGGAGAAAAAGAUUUCCUUUCACCAUCCUCUCCAACUGAUUCUAAUGAACAAGAAGAAAACAUUGAAGUACCAGAUGAAGUAGAAGAAGUUAUAGAUCAACUUAUUCAUGGCCUUGCAUGCAACAACAGUGUUGUAAGGUGGUCUGCUGCAAAAGGUAUAGGAAGAGUAACUGGUCGUUUGCCUAAAGAUUUGGCCGACGAAGUUGUGGGAACAAUUUUAGAGAGUUUUAAUCCUCGAGAAGGUGAUGCUGCUUGGCAUGGGGGUUGUUUAGCUUUAGCUGAGUUAGGAAGAAGGGGUCUUCUUUUACCAGUUCGAUUACCUGAAGUCAUUCCAGUGAUCCAAAAGGCACUUUUUUACGAUGAACCUCGCGGUUAUUCAUCAGUGGGCUCUCACGUAAGGGAUGCUGCGUGCUAUCUUUGUUGGUCUUUCGCCAGGGCUUACGACACAUCAGUAUUAAAACCCUUCGUAAACCAGAUUGCGAGUGCUCUUUUAGUUGCCACUUGUUUUGACAGAGAGAUUAACUGUAGAAGGGCGGCUGCAGCGGCCUUCCAAGAGAAUGUAGGACGUCAGGGUACUUUUCCUCAUGGUAUAGACAUUGUUACUGUCGCCGACUUUUAUGCUGUGAGCAUUCGUAGCAAUGCUUACCUCAAUAUUAGUGUAUACAUUGCCCAGUUCAAUGAAUAUACUAUGACGUUAAUUACACAUCUUAUUGACAGAAAGGUGGAUCACUGGGAUAUCGCCGUUAGGGAACUGACCGCGAAAGCCUUCCAUAAUCUCACCCCUUCGGCUCCAGAAUACAUGGCAAAAAAAGUUUUACCCUCGCUUUUUGAAAAAGCAACUAGUAUUGACUUAAAUAGUAGACAUGGAGCAAUCCUGGCGAUUGGUGAGAUCCUUCUGGCUCUUUCACGUCUUAGCGAAGAUAAAGGCGUAAAGAUGGAAGACCUCGUUACAGUCGAAACGUUCAAACAAGUGGAAUGUUUGAUCAGGAAUUUUCAAGAACGAUUGUACUUUAGAGGGAUGGGAGGUGAAUUAAUGCGUCAGGCUUGCUCUAAUCUCAUUGAAAAGUGUUCUUUGGCACAUAUGCCUUUCCAUAACACCAAAGUUAUAGAAGAUUGGCUAUCUCUACUAAAUGACUGCUUAUCGUAUGAGGUGCAAAUAAUUCGCACUUGUGCAGUACAUGCACUUCUACCAUUCUUUUCUGAAUAUUUCAAAGGUGAUUCAGUAGAUUUAUUGGCCAAAAAGGAAAUGAUAGUGACCAGAUAUGUGAAGGAAAUGAAAUCUCCUAGUCAAGUAAACAGAAUGGGCUAUUCUUUAGCUCUUGGGAUGCUACCAGAUUUUAUGUUGAAGCCCCAUUUAAACAUUAUACUUGCUGGCCUCAUUGAAGCCAUGUGUAUUGAUCAGCAUACUCAAAAAUGGUCAGAAAGUCGACGGGACAUUAUCAAAGCCAUCAAUUCGAUCUGUUGCACUUUAGAGGAUGAAUUGGGAAAAGAGAUAAGUAGCAACGAUAUAAUGGCAAUAUAUGAAGUGUAUUUUACUGGUUUGUCAGAAUAUACUCAAGACAAGAGGGGUGACAUUGGGGCUUGGGUGCGAGAAGCCUCAAUGUCCGGCCUCCAGACUAUGACUCUUUUGCUAGCAAAAAAAUGUCCCCAUUUAUUAACCUCACAAGUCGUGACAAAAGUUGUGGCUGGUUUAGCCCAACAGGCUGUUGAAAAAAUUGAUAGAACCAGAGCUUUGGCAGGGAAAAUGUUUUCCAACAUUAUACACAGUGAUCCUAGAGUACCAAACAUCCCCCACCACGACGUAUUAGUUGGAAUAUUUUCCCAGGAAGAAUGUGAUGCCCUUAAUUGGCACUCUGCAAAUAGUACCUUUCCCAAGUUCGUUCAGUUAAUAGAAUUGGAGGAAUUUACUUAUAAUCUUAUGUUAGGAAUAAUAACUAGUGUUGGUGGUAUGACUGAAACUUUAGUAAAAAAUUCUAGUAGUGCUCUGUUUACGUAUUUAAAAGAACAAGAAAAGAAAAAGGGCUUAGAAGAGAUCCAGAGAGUGUGUGAAACUAUUUCUGAAAUAUUCCAUAAUUAUCAAAAAGUUGAUAGGAUUACCGUGUCAAUUUUGAGAUUUCUUAGCAGGAUAAUGACUUCUGGAUGUUUAACAAACAUUUUGGACUUUCAAAAGUCGGAUUUUGCUAAGAAAAUUUUAAAAUUAGUUCAAUUAGAAAUAGCUGGAUGUAGAGAUGUUUACAAGUUGGUCGAUGGAAUUGACGUUCUUUGCCAAUUCAUUCAGGUACGAAGUGAAGUCUGCAGUACCGCCCUGGUCCAGCUUAGUAUUUUGUUGUGCCAUCGACAAAUUUAUAUAAGACGUUCAACAGCCACAAAAUUGUACGAAGCCCUUUUGGUUUAUGGUGAUAACUCGGUCAUUCCUUCCGAAAAUUUAGACGAAAUUAUGAACAUUUUGAGCAUGACAAACUGGGAAGAGCCAUUGGAAAACUUACGAGAAAUUCGCAAUAAUUUGUGCACACUAAUGAACAUCAAAAAGCCAGUUUCUAAAAGUGUUAACAAAGCUUUAACUUAAAAAGAGACUUUUAUUGUCCUCUUGGACACUAAAACAAAGUGAUAUAAUAAUGUGAACUUAUUAAUUGAUAACACUAUACAUAAAAAAGAAUAAACUACACUAAAAUGCACAAAUAUUUAUACCAAUUUUGCUCUUGAUUUCUGCGCUUGUUAUUUUAUUAUAUUUAUGUUACUUUUAUACUUAUAAUUAUUUAAUUUCUAAUUAAAUGCUUUUUUAUACA